AUGCCACCAACGUAUUCUACACCUGUAUCCCUUCUAACAUCCAUUUCAUCCGAUGGAAUAAUUAAUGUAUGGAUCUUAGAUGAGAUAUGGUCAAACAAAGAACAAACACCAAAUGUUACAAUUACUACACCCUUAGCAUCUUACGAUACUAAGAGCAGGCUAACUU
Messenger RNA from Dentiscutata heterogama, 166 nucleotides. The record is from the annotation of a GenBank genome assembly. NCBI's taxonomy places the organism in Eukaryota, Fungi, Glomeromycota, Glomeromycetes, Diversisporales, Gigasporaceae.